Molecule: messenger RNA, 1875 nt
Organism: Suillus plorans
Lineage: Eukaryota; Fungi; Basidiomycota; Agaricomycetes; Boletales; Suillaceae
Exons: 16
Coding region: 1-1875 (624 amino acids)
Molecular function (GO): GTP binding
Source: RefSeq, a predicted model, not a curated record
AUGGCUACUAAUGCUCCUCACCCCCCAAUGGCUCUCUACAUCCACGGUAUCACCAUCGAUUUCAGCAAGUCGAAAACGAACAUAGCAUCUGCUGAAGUACGGAUUGGCGAAUCAUAUUCGCCAAUUGAACACAGAGCAGCAAAGAGUUUGCGACACGCGUAUUCUCCACCCAUUGUGCUUUCUCGCGGAUAUUCGUUUGCCUUGCGUAUGCAUUACAAGAAACAUUUCAGAACCAAGCACGAAGACAUUGCCUUCGACCCAGAUGACAUGUUCCGUGCGUACAAUCCAAGUCAACGAGAAUACAGCAAGGUUUAUAACAACAUCACGAUCGUUGUCAAACUUUCCAGUGAUGCAACAACCGAAGCUGAGCAGUCUGGCUCCCCCGAUCAAAGCCUUCCGUCUACUACUUUGGAAAUGUUUACGCGCUGUCCUCGGUUCCGAAUCCUAGUGAUAGGAAAGUCUGGCGUCGGCAAGUCGUCUCUGAUCAGCCAGGCAUUUGGAGUAGAAAAAAAGAUCAUUGCAGACGAUGAGCCAGGCGAGGCCAACAUCGACAAGGAACUCAUCUCAACUCGGAACGAAAGGUUUGUUCUUCACGAUAGCAAAGGUUUUGAAGCAGGGGACGAAGGCAAUUUCAAAAUUGCCCGAGAUUUCAUUGUCCAUCGGAGGACGAUGUCUCCGGAACAUCAGUUGCAUGCCGUUUGGCUUUGCUUUGAGAUACCUCGUGCAGGCGGACGUUUUCUAGAGACGGGAACUGAGGAUUUCCUGAAAUCGAAAAGUAGUGGAGAGUUAGGAAACGUUCCCGUUAUCAUCGUGCUUACCAAAUACGAUCUGCUCGUCGAUCGCAUAGAGCGAACUCUAGGUAGAAGCCUUUUGAGCGACAAAGACCGCAAGGAAUUUGUUAAGACGAAAGCAGAAGCCGAGCUGCAGGAUACCUGCAUAGGACCUCUAGAGCGAUUUGCAGGGCCUGAUAUUCCCCACGCUAUGAUCUCUACCGAAGAAGACUAUGAAGAGACGCUCGCCCACCUGAUCCAAAUAACUGAACAGUGUGUCGGUCAGCACUCUGCGUCGGAGGCCUCAGCGACAGCCUCCGUCGCUCAGCACUCCGCGUCUGAGGCCGCAGUGAUGAGCUCUAUCGCUCAGCGAGUGGAUCCUGGACUCAAAAUAAAGGCAUCAAUCGAAGUUGGCAAGAAAAAAUACUGGAAAGCGCUCAAGUCAUGCCCAACGUUCAAGAAGCGCAGGAUGUGGGAAUGUCUACAUGUGCUUCAUACUGACAUCGUCAAUGUGUGGAACUUCCAUGACCCUUAUCAUCACUUGGACAGUCAAGACUUCAGGGAUAUGAUGCUCAAGAUAGUCGAUAAGAUGGAAGUUGGACCGACAGGUUAUUCCACCAACAUCAAGACUCCAAUAUCCAUGGUGAGCGCUAUAUCUGUGGUGGCCGCUAUUGCGGGCAUCGUGUCCGCCCUGGCGGGACCUGCGGCUCCCAUCGUAGUACCGAUAGCAGUAGGUGCCGUACUCGCCACAUGGGUUUAUGAAAUAUACCAAAUAUCCCACCCGGUGCUUCGGCGCUUCAUGGCCUACAUCAUUCACCUUACGCUUGUGUUGCAGACACUUUUUAUCGUGUCAGAAGGCCAGGAACUCACUCGUAGAGCCAUCAAGCUCGCGGUUACUUCCUACCUCGCCUCCCCAACGAGCAAAGAAGUUCCUGCUUGGAUUCAAGAUUAUGAUGAGCAAUUGAACAUCCUGGAACGUGCGGAUUGUGAAAUCUUGGAUAAGAUCAUUGAUGUGAUGCAAAGGUACAAGAUCGAUGCGGCACAAAUAUCUAAACUUCGGGCAGAUGUUCCUCCUGUGGAUUUGUCGUCGGACGAACCAUGGUAA